AUGGGCAGCACCACCACCACCACCCCCGACAUUCGCCUGUCGACAGACUUAAUCUCUCAUCUCCAAAAAGCCAUCCCUCAAGACGGAACCCGCGACUCCCUCCUCAGCUCCGUCAUCCCUUCCCUUCUGAAGAGCGUGGCCGAGAUCGCCAGAGACCUCCAAAGCUCCCACCACGUCUCUGCAGCCGGCACCUCCAACAUCUUUGGCGAUGACCAACUCAACGUCGACGUCCAAGCCGAAGCCCACAUCCGCCAAGCCAUCACCUCCUGUCCCACCAUCGUCACCGCCUCCAGCGAAGAAGACCCGGUCGAACGCCCCGUUGUCCACACCUCCUCCUCCUCCUCCUCUUCCUCAUGCCACGAAAAAUACACCCUCGCCUUCGACCCCCUAGACGGCAGCUCCAUCAUCCCCUCCAACUGGACGGUCGGCGCCAUCAUCGGCCUCUGGGACGGCCCCUCAGCCCUCAACACACCCCCCUCCAAAUCCCAAUUCCUCUCCAUCCUGGGCGUAUUCGGCCCCCGCACGACAGCCAUCAUCGCCAUCCGGCUCCUGUCUUCCCUUCCAUCAAUCUGCCUAGAAGCAGGCCUUGACAACCUAACCCAAACAUGGGAACUCACCCGCCCUGCUUUGUCUCUCUCGGCCCCGAACCCAAAGACCAAAUACUUUUCUCCGGCCAAUCUGAGGUCGGCGUCGGAUAUACCGCAGUAUGCCGGCUUGGUGAGCCAGUAUAUCGCCCAGGCGUACACGCUGAGGUACUCGGGGGGGUUGGUGCCGGAUAUUGUCCACGGGUUGGUCAAGGGACAUGGGGUUUACUUGUCGCCGGUGAGUGAGAGGCACGGGGCCAAGUUGAGGAGGCUGUAUGAGCUUUGUCCCGUCGCGCUGGUGGUCGAGUGCGCGGGGGGGGAGGCGGUGGAGUUUGAAAGGGGGGGGAGGCGGAUUUUGGAGAGGGAGGUCAGGGAGACGGAUGAGAGGGGGGGGGUUGUUUGCGGGAGCGGGGAGGCUGUUGCGGAGGCGGUGGGUAGACUGUUUGCCUGA
Podospora anserina S mat+ is the source of this 1035-nucleotide messenger RNA. RefSeq lists its product as uncharacterized. NCBI's taxonomy places the organism in Eukaryota, Fungi, Ascomycota, Sordariomycetes, Sordariales, Podosporaceae. The record is from RefSeq and is a predicted model, not a curated record. Gene Ontology annotation, molecular function: fructose 1,6-bisphosphate 1-phosphatase activity. Gene Ontology annotation, cellular component: cytoplasm. Gene Ontology annotation, biological process: sucrose biosynthetic process; gluconeogenesis; fructose 1,6-bisphosphate metabolic process. The transcript is spliced from 2 exons. The coding region runs from base 1 to 1035 and encodes 344 amino acids.